AUGGCGCCUUCAAACCAAGAGAAUGAUGGAACUCUUGCUGCGCGGUGCCACUGCCACUGCCACUUCCACUGGUUCAAGACCUUGCCUGCGAAGUCAAGGGCAAACGUUGUUACGAUUGCUGAAAAGGCCAAAAAAAUUGGCAAUGAUGAUCCGAGAAAAGUUAUUCAUGCAUUGAAAGUAGGUCUAGCAGUUACUCUGGUUUCGUUAUUCUACUACUUUGAACCACUUUAUGAUGGUUUUGGUGUCAAUGCAAUGUGGGCACUUUUAACUACUGUAAUUGUUUUUGAAUUUUCUGUUGGUGCGACAAUGGGAAAGGGAUUAAACAGAAUGAUGGCAACAUUGGUAGCUGGUGCUCUGGGACUUUUAGCCAAUUGGGUGGCAACCCUGUGUGGGAAGACAGGGGAGCCAAUAUUACUUGCUACUUUUGUCUACAUAAUAGCGGCAACAAUAACAUUUAUUAGAUUCUUUCCUGAAGCGAAGGCGAGAUAUGAUUUUGGGCUGCUAGUAUUCAUCCUGACCUUUUGCUUGGUAUCUAUUUCGGGUUAUCGAGAGGAUGAAGUUCUUGGCAUUGCCUUGAAGAGGAUAUCAACCAUCAUCAUCGGUAGUUGCACCGCCAUGAUAGUGUGCGUUUGUAUCCGCCCUGUUUGGGUAGGAGAGGAUCUACACAACCUUAUCGCUUCCAACCUGGAAAAGACAGCAAAUUCUUUGCAAGGUUUCGGAGGUGAAUACUUUGGAGUAUCUAAACAAGAGCAAGCCAACAAUGAUAAGUCAUUUCUUCAAGGAUACAAAAGUGUUCUUACUUCCUCAAACAGCGAGGAGACAAUGGCUAGUUUAGCAACUUGGGAACCACGCCAUGGCCGGUUCAGAUUUCGCCACCCUUGGAAACAGUACCUCAAAGUUGGAACCUUGACUCGUCAAUGUGCAUAUAGAAUUGAAGCUCUUAACAGCUAUCUUAACUCCGAAAUCCAAACUCCUUUGGAAAUACGUAAAAGAAUUGAAGAGCCUUGCAUGACAAUUAGCACGGAAACGGGAAAGGCAUUGAAAGAAGUAGCAUCAAUAAUGAAUGAUAUGAUUGAAUCGACAUCUGCUAAUAUCCACCUCGCAAACUCAAAUAGUGCAGCUGAAAAUCUGAAGUCUGUGCUCAAAACAGAAAUAUGGGACGACACUGAUCUCCUAGAGAUGGCACCAGCUGUUGCAGUCGCUUCUCUUUUACUAGACAUUGUAACAUGCACGCAAAGUCUUGUUGAAGCUGUUGAUGAAUUAGCCUCUCUCGCACGGUUUAAGAAGCUAGACUCAACAAUGACGCAAGAACAACGAAAUUCGUUUCGCAGGGGUACAGUGCAGCCAAUAUCUAAUGAUGAUGUACAACAUCAUAUAGUUAAUCUUGCGGAAUAA
Molecule: messenger RNA, 1395 nt
Organism: Theobroma cacao (cacao)
Lineage: Eukaryota; Viridiplantae; Streptophyta; Magnoliopsida; Malvales; Malvaceae
Product: aluminum-activated malate transporter 2-like
Biological process (GO): malate transport
Source: RefSeq, a predicted model, not a curated record